CUCCCAAUUUCCCUACCCACCUCCACCCGGGUCAAGUCACUUAAUCUCCCCAAGGCUCUACUUCCUCCUCCAUGAAGUGGGAACAGCAGAAGACCCACCUUCUGGGGUGAGAGUUACCUGAGAAAAGGUCUGUGGAUCAUUCAGCCCCAUGGCUGGGUGUGAGGACCGAGGUUUGUGUUGCCAGGGCCACGGAAGGGGCUUAUUUAUGAGGUUGAACCCCUCCUGCCCACUGCCUGCUGAAGGGAUGCUCUUCCCUCCUUCCCUCGAACUUUGGGUCCCUGAGGGGCUUUACUCCCCUCCUGGAGAGUGAGGCCAUCUGGCCUGGAGCCGGGGAGCCCGGUGGCUGACCCAGCAGGACGCGGCGCGGUGCGCCUAGGCUCAGAUGCCGGAUUGGGCAAGAGCACAGAAGCGACCCCUCUGAUCCUGGUCAGGGAUAUCUGCCCAACAAUUCUGGGAAAUGCAGAGGCGGGAAGUGAAAGGGGGGAGGGGCAGAGGGGGAAGAGCCAACUGCACCCCGGCCCCUCCUGGCCUGGCCCCCUCCCAAAUGUGCCAUGAGGGAGUGAGGUGACUUGCUUGUGGGGGGGAAAGCGGACAGACCAAAGAGACCCCUUCUCUGUGAGGGACAGAGACAGUCCUGCCCCCCGCCCCCAUCACGCUCUGCCUGAGUUCCAGCCACUUCUGUUUACCGUCCAAAGUCCCAGGGGCAGGAGAUGCCAGGUUAGAAGCACUUGGACACUCAGACACACGGGUUCAGGGCCCUCGCCUGGACCGGCCCCCUCCCCUUCCCUCCUUUCCUCUGUGAGCGCCACCUGCUCCACUUCUCCAGGCUCAAGCCCCUCCUUCACCCUGGGGCCUGGGCUGCCUGGGAGACUGGAGAGUCAGCCCUCCAAACCUGUAGCAGCUGUAUUUCAGCCCCACGCUUCCCGCCAACCUCAGAUCCAACCCAAACCGCUGCCUCGACCUACUAUCAGCCUCCGCCUGAAUUAGCAUCUUAGCACAGCAUCAACCCCGAGCUCAGCCCCAGCCCCAGCCCCAGCCCGGGUCCAGCCACAGCCCAGGACCCAGCAUGGCGAGGGACUUUCAGGACAUCCAGCAGCUGGACUCUGAGGAGAACGACCACCAGCUUUGUAGAGGUGAGGGCCCAGGCACUCGCGGGCACAGUCCCAGGAGAGAAGAUCCAUUCUGGAAAGGGACGCCUCCUCCCCAGCCCUUUGUCCUGCAGCGUCUCUGCUCCAAGCUCCGCCUCAGUCUGCUUGUCCUGGGCUUCAACAUCCUGCUGCUGGUGGCUGUCUGUGUGAUGGGGUCCCAAAGAGCACAGCUGCAAGUGGAGCUGCAGACCCUAAAGGAAACUUUCAGCAACUUCUCCUCGAGCACCUUGAUGGAGAUCCUGGCUCUAAGCUCCCAUGGAGGCAGCGCCGGUGACAAGGUGACAUCUCUGGAAGCCAAGCUGGAAAAACAGCAGCAAGACCUGAAAGCAGAUCAUGCCACUUUGCUGCUUCAUCUGAAGCACUUCCCGGUGGAUAUGCGCACGCUGGCUUGUCAGCUGGCGUUCCUCCAGAGUAACGGCACAGAAUGCUGCCCGGUGAGCUGGGUGGACUAUGAAGGCAGCUGCUACUGGUUCUCUCGCUCCGGGAAGCCCUGGCCCGAGGCUGAGAAGUACUGCCAGCUGGAGGACGCCCACCUGGUGGUCAUCAACUCCAGAGAGGAACAGAAAUUCAUUGCACAACACACGAACCCCUUUCAAACCUGGAUAGGCCUCACUGACAGUGAUGGCUCCUGGAGAUGGGUGGAUGGUACAGACUAUAGGCACAAUUAUAAGAACUGGGCUGCCACUCAGCCAGAUGACUGGCAGGGGCACGAGCUGGGGGGCAGCGAGGACUGUGCUGAGAUCCGGGGGGACGGCCGCUGGAACGACGAUUUCUGCCAGCAAGUGAAACGCUGGGUGUGUGAGAUAAAGCGGAACAUCACCAUCUAGGUGUCCUGACCUCCAGCAGACCUCUGACCUGCACCCCACCUGCCUCCAAGUCGUCCACUCGGCAUUUUGAAGAAAGGAAGAAGAGAGUCCUCAGAGGCGUGGGGAGGGGUUGAGGAGACAUAGAAGGGGGUGGUUGAAGAAGCUUAGACCCUGGGGAGACUGAGAUCCCGCCUCCUUCUGAAAGUCACUGUAAUUACUAUCAUAAUUUUCGGCCUCCUCAAUGGAGUAGGAAAAAGACAGAUACUUGAAACUCUGCGUGGAUUGGUUAUUUGGAACUGGGAAGUGUAGGAUACAAAGAAGACGGAGGGAGAGGGUCUGGAGGAGAGAAAGCUUAAGUGCUAGACGGCUGUGCUUGACACCUAAUCUUGAAGACACGGGUCAUGGAAGGGAGGGAAGAGGAUUGAAACAGAGGAAGGCCCCGUGGAAGGCACUGGUGGGGGCGGGGAACUGGAUGGGCUGGGGCUGGAGGGUCUGCCCACACCCUGAGGGGUUCCCUGCAGUUGGGAUCCCCUCCAGAAGAGGUUCCAGGAAACACCCCUGCUCCACUGUCAGCCUGGGAACUGUGAACUGGGCUGGCGAAGGUCAGUGACAAAGGUGUGCUAAGAGAAGGAGGAUUGGUAUGACCCCAGACAGACCUAGACGUGUCUCCAGCACAUGGUGUC
Messenger RNA from Balaenoptera acutorostrata (minke whale), 2637 nucleotides. It is a transcript of the gene ASGR2, whose product is annotated as asialoglycoprotein receptor 2. The record is from RefSeq and is a predicted model, not a curated record. Lineage: Eukaryota; Metazoa; Chordata; Mammalia; Artiodactyla; Balaenopteridae. Gene Ontology annotation, molecular function: signaling receptor activity. The transcript is spliced from 9 exons. The coding region runs from base 1067 to 1975 and encodes 302 amino acids.